This is a messenger RNA of Symbiodinium natans, 1071 nucleotides long. The record is from the annotation of a GenBank genome assembly. Lineage: Eukaryota; Dinophyceae; Suessiales; Symbiodiniaceae.
AUGCGCUCCCUCUCGAGCAGAAACAAGCCAUGGGAAGAUGAAGAGGGCAAUCACACCUGGCCCUCACUUAGGGUAAAGGUUGCCUCAGUCGUUCGUUCUGGUGCUUACGAGCUUUGCUUGGGAACGGUCAUUCUUUGCAACCUCCUCCUGGUCAUUGUUGAGACGGAUUUGGAUGCCCGGUGCUUUCCAGAAUACGCCAGCAUGCAACUCCAUGAGUGUCCACACGCCGGCAGCAAGAUCACUUGGAUUCGUUACGCGAACCUCUGCCUGCUCGUCAUCUACUCCAUCGAGGUCUUUGCACGGCUAUACGUCGAGCGGUGCCAACUGUUUUGCAACAAGUGGAACCUGCUUGACAUCGGCAUCGUGAUGACUGGCUGGGCAGAUUACGGCUUGGUGCAGAUCGUUAACAUGGGUUUUGCCAGAAUGUUCAGACUGAUCCGCCUCGCACGGGCUCUGCGGCUGCUGAUCAACGUCCCGGAGCUCUACCUUCUGAUCUCCGGCCUCUACUCGUCCUUCAAGGCGAUUGUCUUCGGAUCCUUCUUGCUCAUCGCAAUCAUCUCGUUGUGGGCGCUCAUCGCUGUUCAGGUCCUCCACCCCAUUACAUCGAUCCAGGAUGCUGCCCAGUGCGAGCGUUGCGGCAUCGGCUACAGCAGCGUGUUCCAGGCCUUUGUCACGAUCUUCCAGCAGAUCGUGGCGGGAGAUUCCUGGGGCACGAUCAGCCUGCCCUUGAUCGACGCAGCGCCGUGGACUCUCGCACUGCUCUUCCUCAUGUCAAUGACCGUCUCCAUGGGCGUCUUGAAUCUCAUUCUAGCUGUCAUUGUUGAGAGAGCAGCAGAAGCCCGAGAGAACGAUCGCGACAAGAAGCUUCAGAGCAAGUAUGAGGAGCGCUCGAAGAACAUCAAGGAGCUGGCCGGCAUCUGCGGCACCAUCGAUCGUGACCAAAAUGGCUUCAUCUCCUUCUCGGAGAUGGAGACGGCCUACGAUGAGGUGGCCCCUAUCCCCCUUGGGGGUUUCUUAUUCUUUGUUCAUAUAAAAAACCCAAGAGGGUAUUCAGCAUUUUAUUUUAGUUAA